GAUCCAUUAUCUGGAAGUGCUCGAGAGGGAGUGUAUCGCCCUCUACAGUGAGGAGUUGCUGCCUCCUGAAGCAUCAUCGGAACACCGGAGAUGGGGGCAGCAUUUCGAGUAUCUGCGGCUGCAGAAUACUAUCCAAUGGCACCUUCACCAGCUUGCCAUGACGCUCUGGGAGAGGGAGCAGAAGCUGCAGGAGGCUGCUGGUGAGGAACAAAAGCCAAGUCCUGCAGCUGAGGGAGAGGAGGAAGAAGCUCCUGCAGUGGAGGAGGAGAAGGAAGAGGGAGCUCCUGGAGUACAACAAGCUCCUGCAGCAGAUGAGGAAGAGCAGAGAGAAGAGGGAGCUCCUGGAGAACAAGCUCCUGCUGCGGAGAGAGAGGACAGAGCUACUGGAGAAGAACAAGCUCUUGCUGCGGAGGAGGAGAAGGAGGAGGAGAGAGAAGAGGAGCUCCUGGAGAAAAACAAGCUCCUGCAGCGGAGGAGAAGAGCAGAGAGAAGAGGGAGCUCUGGACAACAUCAAGCUCCUGCUGCGGAAGAGGAGGAGCAGAGAGAAGAGGGAGCUCCUGGACAACAUCAAGCUCCUACGGAGGGAGGAGGAGGAAGGAGAGAAGAGGGAGACCCUUGGGAACAACAGGCUCCUGCACCGGAGGAGGAGAAAGAAGAGGAAGCAGCUCAAGAACAAGCUCCUGAGGUGGAAGUGACCAUCGAAGAUCCUUCGGUGGUAGAAAGGCCGACCCUCCGAAAACGGGUCAAGAAGGCCAUAAUGAAGAGGCUCCGCAGGAUUUGGCAUUCCACCCAAAGACUCACCUGCUGCCGCCGACCCACCACCACGGCCUGAAUCCUUUCCUUCCAACCUACCUAUCCCGAGAGCAUAUGUCUGUGUGUGUCUGUCUGUUAUGUACAGGAGGGAGAGUAGGGGGUUAUGUACAGGAGGGAGAGUAGGGGG
This is a messenger RNA of Xenopus laevis (African clawed frog), 940 nucleotides long. RefSeq names its product cilia- and flagella-associated protein 251-like. Lineage: Eukaryota; Metazoa; Chordata; Amphibia; Anura; Pipidae. Bases 158 to 832 code for a protein of 224 amino acids. The transcript is spliced from 6 exons. The record is from RefSeq and is a predicted model, not a curated record.